AUGAUUAUGAACAGUUCAAAAUUAUUGUUUCAGGGAUAUAAUAGAAUUGUGGAUACUGUUUUCCAUUUCUUGUUGGUAUGGUAUUACUGCACAUUAACUAUUCGUGAACGUAUUCUUAUCGCCAAUGGUUCACGUAUAAAAGGAUGGUGGAAUAUUUCUCAUUUCAUAUCAACAGCAUAUGCUGGGAUUAUACUUAUUUGGCCUAGAUCUCGUUCAUAUGAUGAAUUUCGUGACCAAUUUAUGUUGUUUUCCGUAUAUCUAAACCUUGUUCAUUUUAUUCAAUAUCAAUACCAAAUAAGUUGCCUGUACAAACUUCGCACUUUGGGAUGUCGACAUCCAAUGGAUAUAACUGUUGAUGGUUUCAUGUCUUGGAUGUUUCGUCGAAUAACCUUUAUUUUGCCUUUCCUAUUUGGAGUGUAUGGUUUUGAACUGUAUAUGGCGUAUAAUCUCUAUGUGAUAUCUCAACAAAGCUAUUGCCAUGAAUGGCAGGUACUUACAGUUUCAAUAAUGUACUUCAUACUUGCAAUGGGUAGUAUUGUGACAGUCUUGCAAGUUAUACGUCAAAAGAUAUGUUCACCACCGCCUGUUGUAUUACAUGACCACUUAACGAAAAAGUACAGUUUUGCUUUACCAUCACAAAAGUUUAAUUCAUGCAGUGCAUUUGGAGAUAAUGUAGAAACGACAGAAAAAGAAAUUACGUAA
This is a messenger RNA of Heterobilharzia americana, 702 nucleotides long. Lineage: Eukaryota; Metazoa; Platyhelminthes; Trematoda; Strigeidida; Schistosomatidae. The record is from the annotation of a GenBank genome assembly.